AUGGAAGGAAUUUUGAAUUUUUCUAACGAAUUAGACAUUACUUUACUAGAUCAGGUGGUCACCACCUUCUACCAGGGUUCUGGUGUUCAGCAGAAACAAGCUCAGGAGAUUCUGACCAAAUUUCAAGACAAUCCUGAUGCUUGGCAAAAAGCUGAUCAAAUUCUUCAAUUCUCGACAAAUCCGCAAUCGAAAUUUAUUGCCCUAUCCAUCCUUGAUAAAUUGAUUACUAGAAAAUGGAAGUUGUUGCCGAAUGAUCAUAGAAUUGGUAUCAGAAACUUUGUUGUUGGUAUGAUUAUUUCUAUGUGCCAGGAUGACGAAGCGUUCAAAACACAAAAGAACCUCAUUAAUAAGUCUGAUUUAACUUUAGUGCAAAUCCUGAAACAGGAAUGGCCUCAAAAUUGGCCGGAGUUUAUUCCAGAACUGAUUGGUAGUUCAAGCUCUUCUGUUAACGUUUGCGAAAACAACAUGAUCAUUUUGAAAUUGUUAUCAGAAGAAGUCUUCGAUUUCUCUGCAGAACAAAUGACUCAAGCUAAAGCUUUACACUUGAAAAACUCAAUGUCAAAGGAAUUCGAGCAGAUUUUCAAAUUAUGCUUUCAAGUCUUAGAACAAGGUUCUUCUACUUCUUUAAUAGUAGCUACCUUGGAGUCUUUAUUGAGAUAUUUGCAUUGGAUUCCUUACCGUUACAUUUACGAGACGAACAUUUUAGAACUAUUGAGUACCAAAUUUAUGACUUCUUCUGAUACAAGAGCCAUCACAUUGAAAUGUUUAACUGAAGUGUCAAACUUAAAAAUCCCACAAGAUAAUGAUUUGAUAAAAAGACAAACUGUACUUUUCUUUCAAAACACUUUACAACAAAUUGCCACAAAUGUCAUGCCUGUUACAGCUGAUUUGAAGGCCACCUAUGCAACGGCCAAUGGUAAUGAUCAGUCCUUCCUACAAGAUCUGGCAAUGUUUUUAACCACUUUUCUGGCACGCAAUAGAGUUCUAUUGGAAARCGAUGAAUCUCUAAGGGAACUUUUAUUAAACGCACAUCAAUACUUGAUCCAAUUAUCUAAAAUCGAAGAAAGAGAGCUGUUUAAGACGACUUUGGACUACUGGCACAAUUUAGUAGCAGAUUUGUUUUAUGAAGUUCAACGUUUACCUGCAACCGAAAUGAGUCCAUUGAUACAAUUAUCAGUCGGUUCACAAGCCAUAUCGACUGGAUCUGGUGCUUUGAACCCUGAAUACAUGAAGAGAUUCCCCUUAAAAAAGCACAUUUAUGAAGAAAUUUGUUCACAGUUGAGAUUGGUUAUCAUUGAAAACAUGGUGAGACCAGAGGAAGUUUUAGUUGUCGAGAAUGAUGAAGGGGAAAUUGUUAGAGAAUUCGUCAAAGAAUCAGAUACCAUCCAAUUAUACAAAUCCGAAAGAGAAGUCCUUGUAUAUUUAACCCACUUAAAUGUUAUUGAUACUGAAGAAAUCAUGAUCAAUAAAUUGGCAAGACAAAUUGAUGGUUCAGAAUGGUCAUGGCAUAAUAUCAACACCUUGUCUUGGGCUAUUGGUUCCAUCUCUGGUACAAUGAGCGAAGACACUGAAAAAAGAUUUGUGGUUACUGUUAUAAAAGAUUUAUUGGAUUUGACCGUGAAGAAAAGAGGUAAAGAUAACAAAGCUGUUGUUGCAUCGGACAUCAUGUACGUGGUGGGUCAAUACCCAAGAUUUUUGAAAGCUCACUGGAAUUUCCUAAGAACAGUUAUUUUAAAGCUUUUUGAAUUCAUGCAUGAAACCCACGAGGGUGUUCAAGAUAUGGCAUGUGAUACAUUCAUCAAGAUUGUUCAGAAAUGUAAGUAUCAUUUUGUUAUUCAACAACCCCGUGAAUCUGAACCAUUCAUCCAAACAAUAAUUAGCGAUAUUCAAAAGACAACUGCUGAUCUGCAGCCGCAACAGGUUCAUACUUUUUACAAAGCUUGUGGUAUCAUCAUCUCCGAAGAACGAAACGUGGCGGAAAGAAACAGGCUAUUAAGUGAUUUGAUGCAGCUGCCAAAUAUGGCUUGGGACACUAUAGUAGAACAAUCCACUGCAAACCCAGCAUUACUAUUAGAUUCGGAAACCGUCAAAAUUAUCGCAAAUAUUAUAAAGACGAACGUCGCUGUUUGCUCUUCAAUGGGUGCAGAUUUUUACCCUCAAUUAGGCCACAUUUAUUACAACAUGCUUCAAUUAUACAGAGCUGUUUCCUCAAUGAUUUCUUCUCAAGUGGCUAGCGAUGGCUUGAUUGCCACAAAGACACCAAAGGUUCGUGGUCUGAGAACAAUUAAGAAAGAAAUUUUGAAACUUGUUGAAACUUACAUAUCUAAGGCCAGAAAUUUGGAUGAUGUCGUAAAAGUGUUAGUAGAACCACUAUUGAAUGCCGUUUUAGAAGACUAUAUGAAUAAUGUUCCAGAUGCAAGAGAUGCUGAAGUACUAAACUGUAUGACCACAGUGGUAGAAAAAGUAGGUCACAUGAUUCCACAAGGUGUCAUUUUGAUUUUACAAAGUGUUUUUGAAUGUACUUUGGAUAUGAUCAACAAAGACUUUACAGAAUACCCUGAGCAUCGUGUAGAAUUUUACAAGUUACUAAAAGUCAUCAACGAGAAAUCCUUUACUGCAUUUUUAGAACUACCUCCCGCCGCAUUCAAAUUAUUUGUUGAUGCUAUUUGUUGGGCAUUCAAGCAUAACAACAGAGAUGUUGAAGUUAACGGUUUGCAAAUUGCAUUGGACUUGGUCAAAAAUAUUGAAAGAAUGGGUGCCGUCCCAUUUGCUAAUGAAUUCUACAAGAAUUAUUUCUUCGUUUUUGUCAGCGAAACAUUUUUUGUGUUAACGGAUUCUGAUCACAAGUCCGGGUUUUCCAAGCAAUCGUUGUUAUUAAUGAAGUUAAUUUCAUUAGUUUACGACAACAAGAUAUCUGUACCACUUUAUCAAGAAAAUGAAGCACCACAAGGUACUUCAAAUCAAGUUUACUUGAACCAAUAUUUGGCUAACAUGCUAAAUAGCGCAUUCCCUCACUUAACAUCCGAACAAAUUACAAGUUUCUUGUCUGCAUUGACUAAACAAUACAAAGACUUAGUGGUUUUCAAGGGUACAUUAAGAGACUUCUUAGUACAAAUCAAAGAAGUAGGAGGUGACCCCACGGAUUACUUGUUUGCUGAAGAUAAAGAAAAUGCCUUAUUGGAACAGAAUAGAAUAGAAAGAGAAAAGGCUGCCAAGAUCGGUGGGUUACUAAAACCUUCUGAACUUGACGACUAG
Saccharomyces eubayanus is the source of this 3255-nucleotide messenger RNA. RefSeq names its product exportin CRM1 (gene CRM1). The transcript has a single exon. Gene Ontology annotation, biological process: ribosomal small subunit export from nucleus; protein export from nucleus; ribosomal large subunit export from nucleus. Bases 1 to 3255 code for a protein of 1084 amino acids. Lineage: Eukaryota; Fungi; Ascomycota; Saccharomycetes; Saccharomycetales; Saccharomycetaceae. Gene Ontology annotation, molecular function: nuclear export signal receptor activity; small GTPase binding. Gene Ontology annotation, cellular component: nucleus; cytoplasm. The record is from RefSeq and is a predicted model, not a curated record.